Molecule: messenger RNA, 1763 nt
Organism: Sycon ciliatum
Lineage: Eukaryota; Metazoa; Porifera; Calcarea; Leucosolenida; Sycettidae
Exons: 9
Coding region: 138-1166 (342 amino acids)
Source: RefSeq, a predicted model, not a curated record
GCAGUGACUGCUACGGAUUGUGUAUCCGACACGCAAGCGUUCAAAUCACACGCAAUGAGCAUGCAAGUGAAUGUCUUGGCAUAGUCCCUUUAGUACUGGGAUCGACUGUUACUGCUUUGGAGUGCGUUGCUGACGCUAUGCGAGUAAUGACGCUGCUGUGCUAUCGUUUCCAAACUCUGGUGCUGUUGAAUCUAGUUCAAGAUUGUUUCAAUCUCUUGGCAUUCGCAGGCAUGAACAAGACACACCGAAUGAUAAACUGCUCGCGACCUCUCGAUAGUGAGUGUCAAAGCGUCCCAACAGACGCGACUGGAAUCGGAGUAGGAGUAUUCUUCGCAGUGGUUGUCAUUGCGUUAAUACUUGCGAUCGUCCUGUGGAAGAAGAAGAUUUUGGUGAUGCCCGAGUGCCUAUCAAAAAGGAUCGAAGAACUUACCUUAGCUGGCAGUAUGGUGCUUGCGAAUGUGCGCGGAGCCGGUAAAGUCGUGUUGGGACCUGACGUGGAGAGACAGCAGCAAGACGACCAUGGUGUUGCAGUCAACAUUGGCGACGGCUCAUAUGCAGAUACUGGGGCAAACCUUUGCACACAGGAGAAUGGAUAUGAUGUGAUUGGCGCCGCUAGUUCCCUCAAGGCUCGAAACGCGACCACUUCACAAAAGCAACAAGUGACAAAACGACAUACUGUUCAAGCUGAGUUCAUGUAUGCCAACGCAGCUGAACCAGCCACAGCAAGUCAAGCCGGGUUGGUUGAGGAACAUUAUGAGAACGGGUGCGCUACGCUGAAGUUUCGUGCAGCUGAACAAGGCCAGUACAGUUAUGCAGCUGACCAGGGCCAGUACAGUUGUGCGUCUGAAGGGACCAUACAGGCAUCGCUGGCUGACAACGUGUACAGCAAUGUUGCGGAAGGACCGCUAGUUGCCUCACUGGAUGAGAGCCAGUAUGACAAUGCAGCCCCAGUGCAGCAACUACAGACCUCAUCUGCAGAUGGACGUGAUGUUAGCACUUACGAUGUGCCAUUGGGCCUUUAUCCCGAGACUUCAGGAAGCCCAUCAACAUACGACAACACACUGUUCCAAACAGAGGUGCCGCCUGGUGGUGGAAAAAUGGCUGAAGAAGCUCUUUACGACAAUCCACUUCCCCCACAGUUCCUUUGCGUAGCACGAGAAGCGUGAAUCUGUAGGGAAUUGGUGCCAUGCGAAAUGAGUAAUCCAUCUUCCUAACUUGGAACUUGGACUUUCUCUUAGCACAACUCUAAUUUCUGCAAUAUGGACCCCAUGCAUAAUCUUUGGCUAUUUUCACUGAAUUUUAUUAAACAUUUGCAUUGGUUUUAUUGUAAAGAAAAUACUGUCACAUAUCGAACCCUUACUUAUCAGAUUUUGAGUACCCAUUUAAAUAAUUUCAAAUUUGUUUGGCCCAUAUCAAUGCCUUAUACAUUCUGCAAAUGUCCCUCCCCGAGAUGUAAAGAACAGAGCGUUUAUUUCACCUGUCGUGCAGCCAACAUCAAUUCGCAUCAACUAAUGGUUCAAAACUCCUAUUUGCAUUGCGCGUAUCAUCGUUUGAGGCAUUUCCACUUGGUUGUACCUCUUCUUCGUAUAUUCCAAAACCUUUUGUGUACUUGUCUGAUUUCAUGCGAGUCUAUAUUUUCAAUAAUCAUGGUCGUAUGCUUCGAAAGUAAUAUUUUACCACGCUUGCGUUGCUCUCAGGUUUGGUAUAAAGCUCCCAUGCUUUACAGCCGAGUAAUAAUAAAAGAUCAAUACACAUUUCCAGGA